AAGACGUCAUCAAACAGUUCUCGUGCGUGCCAUUGCCACAUUCCCCAAACGGCGCCACGGUAGAGAGAGAAAGAGAGAGAGAGCGUUUUCGGUUUAAUUUCUCCACACUUCUCGUUUUGUUCUGUGCUGUUGCGUAGGACCCUACGGCUGGUUUUGUUCCUUGGCUUCCUCCAGUCGUCUGCAGAAAGUUUGUUGCCGUGUGUAGAGUUCCCUGGACGGCAGCUAAAGAUAGCAGCUGGUCAAGCCUGUUGUUUUCUUCCGGCCCUUGUGCUGUCUAGUGAAACGAAACCAUGGGGAAGCAGAACAGCAAGCUCCGCCCUGAGGUGAUGCAGGACCUGCUGGAAAGCACAGACUUUACAGAGCAUGAAAUCCAGGAAUGGUACAAGGGCUUUCUACGGGACUGUCCCAGUGGCAACCUCUCCAUGGAGGAGUUUAAGAAAAUCUACGGAAACUUCUUCCCUUAUGGAGAUGCCUCAAAGUUUGCAGAGCAUGUGUUCCGUACUUUUGACGCAAACGGCGACGGCACAAUAGACUUUCGGGAGUUCAUAAUUGCAUUGAGCGUCACAUCACGAGGGAAGCUGGAACAGAAGCUCAAGUGGGCGUUUAGCAUGUAUGAUUUGGAUGGAAAUGGAUACAUCAGCAAAGCAGAGAUGCUUGAGAUUGUGCAGGCGAUUUAUAAGAUGGUGUCAUCAGUAAUGAAGAUGCCGGAGGAUGAGUCCACACCUGAGAAGAGAACAGAAAAGAUCUUCAGACAAAUGGACACCAACCGAGAUGGAAAACUGUCUCUGGAGGAGUUCAUCAAAGGGGCAAAGAGCGACCCAUCCAUUGUGCGUCUGCUACAGUGUGACCCCAGCAGUGCAGGACAGUUCUGAGAUCAGCGUCUCAUGCUUCAACCUUUUAUUUAUUUAUGGGUUUUAAUUCAGUUUUUGAUAUAGUCGCUCCUUCCACACGCAGGGAAAUGAUGGAGGGUCAGGUUAUUAUUAUUUUUUUUUUUUUUCCAAGAGUAGGGCAUCUGGGUCUCAUCAGACUGAGCUUGGCCAGAUAUAGAAACACACACAUGCGCACACAGAGUUAUUGGCUGUGUUAUCUCUGUAGGGAGCCACACCGGGUCUGUAAGAGGCCUGUGAUGGAGUGAAUUAGGGUUACUAGAGUAUUUAUCUGAGCUCGAAUCACUUCCUGAUUAGAAAAGAGGUUUCAUGUCAUGGUUAAAAAAAAAAAAAAAAAUUCUCUGGGUAUUAGCUGAGGCAGUUUAAGCUUGACCAAGACUGGAAUAUAAGAUGUGGUGGAAUAGUUUAUGCACUCAAUAAAACAUAGUUUUGUCCUUAUUAUUUUUAAUUUUUUUUUAAUAUCUAAUGCCUGAAUCCUAGAUCAAACAGGUGACAAUAGUGUGUAAACACCUCAGCCUUAGUGAUUUGAAUAUUUGGGUUAUUUUUUAACUUUUAGACUAUGUAGUUUCUCUCAAUUCAUAGUUUGGCCAGCUUUAUUAUUGGCAGAUCACAGUAUUAUUAUUCAGUGGGACCAAUAAAUCAGGCAUGCAGAUUUUCGAGUUGUAUGAUUCCCCACGUUGUGCUUACAAUCUAAAGAGCCUUAUUACUUAGUGCUGGAAGCGCACAUCCAGUUUUGUGUGGAUUAGUUUGGUUUUAAUCAGAUUGUCUACCAUUCAAAAGAUAUGAAAUGAACUGUGUUCUCUUUUUCCAGUUUUCUAAUGUUUGUACUGUAGUAACUGUAGGCUUGUAUAUAAAUCUGAAAUAUCAGACACGCAUGCAAAACUGUACUCUGAGUUCCAUCUUAGGAUGCAGCAAUCGGUUUUAUUUUUAGCAAAAGCAUGUAAACAAGUUUAUCUGCAUUUGUGGACAGGAGAGUAUUUGUGUAAUUUGUAUGCAUGUGUUGUGUGUAUGUGUUUGGUUAAUAGCAGUCACAGCCCUGUUUGCUCACCCAGGUUCUAGAUGUUGUGUUGCAUUGUUUGCAUUAUUGCAGAACGUUUUAUUGAAGAAGUACUAAAGCUUUAUUCAUUUAAAGCUAAUAUAAUUUUAGAAUCACUUUAAUCUGCUAUACAGGCAGUCUUUAACCCUGGAUUGUACACACGAGCAUCAUCAAGUUACUGAAUUGCCUUAAACGCACUCUCAAGUGUUUGUGUGUGUGUGAGUGAUAUAUAUAUAUAUUUUUUUUUUAAUCAAGCUUCAAUUGCAGUAAAUCAGCUUGAACCCGAAAUGAAAAUUAUCCAUUUGUUGGUGAGUUUAGCUCUAUGCUCUUCCCGUUCACUCCUUUAACAGAUGUAAUUAUGUUGACAGACUUUUGCUUAAUAUAUUAAUUUGUCAUACAAGCUCAUUUCAAAAUAACAUCAAGCGUGUACGUGGAAAUAGGACCUUUUCAUUGCUUUUCAAAUGCCACUUGCAUUCAUGUUGUAUUCAUACGUGUAUCCAUUUCACUUGCGGCACAAAUUGAAUUCAAUAAUAUGUAGAGAGCAUUUAUUUCGGUGCUCCUAGUAGUUCCCAUAUCACCCUCUGCCCUGCUUUUAUCAAACGUGCCAACUGCUUCUACUGAUGUUCAGUGUUCUUGAAUGUCCCUGUUAAUGCCAAAUGCCUCACCACAGUGCAUUCGGUUCUGCUAUACUGUUAAUGAACGUAUUUGAAUGUUUUUAUUUUAGUUUUUAUCUUACUCGUUGAACAACUGCUGUUUUUGUAAAAAUAUAGAAAGAGGCAGAUCAAAAUUGUUCUGUUAUUUCAUGGUUUAUGCAUAUUUUACGUAGGUUUUUUUUUCCCCCGUUUUGUUUUCUUUUUAAACAUCUGACAUUUCUGUAUGACAAUUAUAUCAUGAAGUCAGGUGCCAAAAAUAUGAAAGCAGUAUUGUGAAAAUUUAUACUGUACAAUUUGUCAAACAAAUUGUUUGUAAUUGGUGCAUUUUGUAGAUUUUUGUAUGGUAAUCUGUAUUUUGUGACUGUAGAUUUAAGACAUAGAGAUUUGUUUUGGUUAUCAUGUUGAGCAGAAAUUAAAUCUGGAGGGAACAGUG
Messenger RNA from Cyprinus carpio (common carp), 3009 nucleotides. RefSeq names its product neurocalcin-delta A. Gene Ontology annotation, molecular function: actin binding; calcium ion binding; tubulin binding. NCBI's taxonomy places the organism in Eukaryota, Metazoa, Chordata, Actinopteri, Cypriniformes, Cyprinidae. Gene Ontology annotation, cellular component: cytosol. Gene Ontology annotation, biological process: calcium-mediated signaling. The record is from RefSeq and is a predicted model, not a curated record.